UUUUAAAGCAAAAUCGCCCUCAUUUGACAUAUUACCAAGUUCCUUUUUCCUCUGCAUCUCAUCGUUUGUCCAGGGGUAAAAGGCCGGGGAUUCUUUUACCUCACAAAGGUUAUGAGAGGAAUAGGAAAUUGAAAAGUAACUAUGGAGACCAACUCCUCCGUGUAAAAUGACGAAGGGGCACACGGAGACGAUAAUGGGAACGCGCCGACAGACUGAAAGCCAUUAACAUUGUUUCGGCCGUUAAGGCGGUUGGCGGCAACUCUCCGCCCAGGGGCGGUUGCGUCGCAGCCCGAAGCGUGACUCGGCGCACGCUCCCUUUCGGCUCCUCGGCUCACCGAGCCAGCGACUGGGGCGCGGAGAACUACCGCUCCCGUGAGGCUCUGCGCGGCCCAGAGUGCUUUACAAUAGAGCUCGGUUGGAGGGCCCUGCGGAGAAGCUCCGGGAAGUACUGCUUCCGGCCAUGUUCAGCUCUGGACGAAGAAUGGCCGAGAAGUGGAGAGUCGGUGAGAGACUCCAAUGCCCAGCGGGCCGUGCGCGGGCGGCGCUUGCGCGAUACGCGGACGGGGGGGCGGUCGGGCCAUUUAAAUGUGUGUUUGUGGGUGAAAUGGCUGCGCAGGUCGGAGCGGUCCGCAUAGUACGGGCGGUGGCGGCGCAGGAGGAGCCGGACAAAGAGGGGAAGGAGAAACCCCACGUUGGGGUCUCGCCGCGGGGAGUGAAGCGGCAGCGCCGAGCGAGCAGUGGGGGGUCUCAGGAGAAGCGGGGGCGGCCGAGCCAGGACCCCCCUCUCGCUCCCCCUCACCGGCGGCGUCGCAGCCGCCAACAUCCCGGGCCGCUGCCGCCAACGAAUGCAGCCCCAACCGUCCCAGGCCCUGUUGAGCCUCUGCUCCUGCCGCCUCCGCCGCCACCUUCGCUGGCACCCGCCGGGCCCGCUGUCGCUGCCCCGCUCCCGGCCCCGGGCACUUCGGCCCUCUUCACCUUCUCGCCCCUGACGGUGAGCGCGGCCGGGCCCAAGCAUAAGGGCCACAAGGAGCGGCACAAGCACCAUCACCACCGCGGCUCUGAUGGUGACCCCGGUCCCUGCGUUCCGGGAGAGCUCAAGCACAAGGACAAGCAGGAAAACGGCGAGAGGACUGGAGGGGUGCCUCUAAUCAAGGCCCCCAAGAGAGAAACACCAGAUGAAAAUGGUAAGACCCAGAGAGCUGAUGAUUUUGUCUUGAAGAAAAUAAAGAAGAAAAAGAAAAAGAAACACCGAGAAGAUAUGCGAGGAAGACGCCUUAAAAUGUACAAUAAGGAAGUACAAACCAUCUGUGCUGGCCUGACCCGCAUCAGUAAGGAAAUCCUCACCCAAGGACAAAUAAAUAGCACUUCAGGAGUUAAUAAGGAGUCCUUCAGGUAUCUGAAAGAUGAACAGCUGUGUCGAUUAAAUUUGGGCAUGCAAGAAUAUCGGGUACCCCAGGGAGUACAAACACCUUUUAUGACUCACCAGGAACAUUCUAUUCGUAGAAAUUUCUUAAAAACAGGUACUAAAUUUAGCAACUUUAUUCAUGAGGAACACCAGUCCAAUGGUGGUGCUCUUGUCCUUCAUGCUUACAUGGAUGAACUCUCAUUUUUGUCUCCAAUGGAGAUGGAGAGAUUUUCUGAGGAGUUUCUUGCUUUGACAUUCAGUGAAAAUGAGAAAAAUGCUGCUUACUAUGCUUUAGCAAUAGUGCAUGGAGCGGCCGCUUAUCUCCCAGACUUCUUGGACUACUUUGCUUUUAAUUUCCCCAACACUCCAGUGAAAAUGGAAAUUCUGGGCAAGAAAGAUAUUGAAACAACCACCAUUUCAAAUUUUCACACUCAGGUCAACAGGACAUACUGCUGUGGCACCUACCGAGCAGGUCCUAUGCGGCAGAUAAGUCUUGUUGGAGCAGUAGAUGAAGAAGUUGGUGAUUAUUUCCCAGAGUUCCUUGAUAUGUUAGAAGAAUCACCAUUUCUGAAAAUGACUUUGCCCUGGGGUACACUUUCUAGCCUUCGACUCCAGUGUAGGUCCCAGAGUGAUGAUGGGCCUAUCAUGUGGGUAAGGCCAGGAGAGCAGAUGAUCCCUACAGCAGAUAUGCCAAAGUCACCCUUCAAAAGACGACGAUCAAUGAAUGAAAUUAAAAAUCUCCAGUACCUACCUCGGACCAGUGAACCCCGUGAAGUCCUCUUUGAAGAUAGGACAAGAGCUCAUGCUGAUCAUGUAGGUCAGGGGUUUGACUGGCAGAGUACGGCUGCUGUUGGGGUUUUGAAAGCUGUACAGUUUGGUGAAUGGAGUGACCAACCUCGCAUAACCAAAGAUGUGAUUUGUUUUCAUGCUGAGGAUUUUACUGAUGUUGUACAGAGACUUCAGUUGGACCUUCAUGAACCUCCAGUUUCCCAGUGUGUGCAGUGGGUGGAUGAAGCGAAACUAAACCAAAUGAGGCGGGAAGGCAUUCGUUAUGCUAGAAUUCAGCUGUGUGACAAUGAUAUCUACUUCAUCCCUAGAAAUGUCAUUCAUCAGUUCAAAACAGUGUCAGCAGUGUGCAGCUUAGCCUGGCAUAUAAGGCUUAAACAGUACCACCCUGUUGUGGAAGCCUCUCAAAACACAGAAAGCAGUUCUAACGUGGACUGUGAUGUAACUGGAAAGAGAGAAUUAGAAGUUGACUCCCAGUGUGUGAGAAUAAAAACUGAAUCUGAGGAAACAUGCACAGAGAUGCAACUUUUGACAACUGCUUCAUCGUCCUUCCCACCUUCAUCUGAACUUAAUCUACAGCAAGAUCAGAUGACUCAGCCUAUUCCAGUUUUAAAGGUGGAAAGUAGACUGGACUCUGACCAGCAACACAAUCUACAGGAACAUUCAAGCACUCCUGUGUGAUAUAUCCGAUUUCCCCAUCUCCCACUUGCCAUCCAGCAGAUGCCAUCUGUCAUCUAAGCUGGUCAUUGCUAAUAAACAAGGAGACUGUCUCCUGACAGCCAUCACUGUGUAUAAUCACUCAGGAACCAGCGGAUCUGCAAAGACCUACAAUCAAAAGCAAAUCCCCAUUUUCUUUUUAUAAAACAUUCUACCCUCAACUCCAAUAUAACAUAUUAAAAGAGUAUAAAAAUGUUUAAAAUCAUGUACUAAUAAAUUCAUUGUAUGUUAGAAUUGCAAUAGAACUGAGAGAGAAACAUUUAGCUAGUAAUGUAUCUGGAAACUGAAUGUCUUAUGUGAGUAUUAGAUUUUAAUAGCAUGCUUUAAAGACUGAUGAAUAUAAAAGCGCAAGUUUUGAGUUUCUUCUUUAAAGCUGUAUCCUAGUUUAGUGAUACAAAUGAUAGCAACUUUUCUAAAAUCAUUAAAUUAUUUGGUUUGGUGGAGUGAGGCAUGGAACAAUCUGGCGUCUUCUGACUUGUAAAGUAGUGAUGGCAGUGAAGUUGUAACUGAAAUGUAAGCUGAUCUUCCUUUUUUGGUAUGUUACCUGUUGUGCCAGCUCUUUGAGAUUACUUGCAGAAUGUGGCUAUAAGUUUUAGUAUUUUGUGGAGCAGAGGGAUAUUUUUAAAAUGUGCUUAUGGAAAGGACCCAGUAAAUGAGUAAACUUAGUAACUAGAAUGAUUUUAUGGUAUUCACUAAUCAGGAGAAAAGUCUUCCCCCUGCCCCAGAAGUCAUUCUAUAAUUACCAAGAUACACUAGGAGUAGGAUUAUGAUUCAAAGAAGUAUCCCAAAUUCAUAAAGCAAUAAUAAUAAAAACUACAUAUUUCUUUCCCUUCCAAAGUUUUUAACUCUUUAAAAAUGAAUUCCUAGGCUUAAUUGUACUUUUAAUUUGCUAAUUUAGUACUUAGAAUUUGUUUCACUGGUACUUUAUUAUUUUGAAUUUAAAGACUUUUGAAAGGUGCCCUUUCCCCUUAGAGAUAGUUGGAAUAACAGUAGACUAAUAUUAAUUAAAAGCUCUUGUAGGGGGAAAAAGGGGCUUAUCAUAUAAAAUUAUUUACUAAACCGUAGGAAAAGGUGUCUUGCAUCAGUCUUAAUAGGCAUAAAGUUCAUGCUUAAUGACUGGAGAAACUUUUGCUUAUUGCCUUUCCCUCUAUAAAUAUUGUCUAGAAUGAAAGCUAAUUUAGGAACAAGAUACCAAAAUUCAAAAAACCCCUUAGUGCAUGUAUUCUUGAUUAUUAUUAGUUCAUUAUUAGAUCAUUUAUUUUCAUCUGUAUUUGCCAUUAAAAAUUUAUUUGCAUUUAUCUUUAAAAUAAUUGAGUUUGUGUCUUUCUGAUAAAUCUGUUUUAUCAUUGCUACAAGUUUUAAAAAAAAACCUUUCACUAGUACAUGCCAGAGGUUCAUAUUUCUGCUAAGUAUUAUUUUUUAAAAAACAGGUUGUAGCUAUAUUUAUUGGUCAUGCAGUAAGUAGAGGAAAUGUACAAGACAGAUGUUUUUCUUUAGCACAGAAGGGACCUAUCCUCAUCCUGAAAGUUUGUUGCUUUAAAAGCAAGUAUCUCUCCAUAAAUAUUAUGGCCUUCCAUUUUCUUCAUACAUCUUUUAGGAUUCACUUGUGCAUGUAGUUGAGACCACUGUCUCUUAAUAUAGCACUUUUCAAUUCUCUCUAAAGAAAUACUUAUGUACUACUUCUAUCACAUGUUGUAAAUUUUCAUGUAAUAGUGUUUUCUGUGACUAAACUCCAUUUUGAUUGGCAGCUAAGACUUUUUUUCCUGUGGCUUUAAUUUAUCUAAGAGGUCUUUGCAUAUAGAUGAAAUGUAUAAUUUGCCUGGCGGACUAUUUGCGUUUUGUGGCCUUAGUUUAUUGACAAUGAGUGUUUUAAAAAGGUUUUUAAUGAAUAGUCUUAAAUCUAAAUUUGUGUGAAUAAUAAUCCUUUUAACACAGUGCUUUUUUGUAGCUGUCUAAGUGUGUUAAAUUGUUAAGCUAUUUCUUUGUAAAAUAGGACAAUGGAAUGCAUA
This is a messenger RNA of Physeter macrocephalus (sperm whale), 4917 nucleotides long. It is a transcript of the gene RSBN1, whose product is annotated as round spermatid basic protein 1. Gene Ontology annotation, cellular component: nucleus. The transcript has 8 exons. NCBI's taxonomy places the organism in Eukaryota, Metazoa, Chordata, Mammalia, Artiodactyla, Physeteridae. The record is from RefSeq and is a predicted model, not a curated record. Bases 461 to 2872 code for a protein of 803 amino acids.